UUCCCACCCGGCAACGGCCGUCGAAACAAUGAAACGUCACACAACCAACCUCCAGCGCUGUCAAUUGAGCCAUUGGACUCGAUCGAAGGACUCCACCGUGUACAGCAAGCUCCAAUGUCUCUAAGUCGUCCAUUACGUCUGCUAUUGCUCGGUGCUCCGGGGUCUGGGAAGGGUACGCAGACCUCUAAGCUGUUGAAGGAGAUGUCGCUUCCCACGCUCAGCUCUGGCGAUUUAUUGCGCCAACAUGGCGACGACCCGAAGAUUAAGCAGGCCAUUGCUCGUGGUGAGCUCAUCCCAGACGACGUUAUGACGGGGAUGGUGAUUGGAGAUCUGGCACGCAGGCAGCUUCUGGCAGGUGCCGGUAAGUCCUGGCUGCUGGAUGGCUUCCCAAGAACGUUGAACCAGGCAGUGCUGUUGGACAAGGAGCUGUCGAGCCACGAUUCCAAGCUGAACUGCGUGGUUGAGCUGAACGUGCCACAGUCGGUGAUAUUAGAGCGAAUUGAGAACAGAUGGGUGCACAUUCCAAGCGGCCGUAUCUACAAUCUCCAGUACAACCCUCCAAAGGUUGCCGGUCAGGAUGACGUUACAGGCGAGCCUCUGAGUAAACGACCAGACGACAACGUUGAAGUGUUCCAGCGCAGGCUGGACAAGUACAACGAGCUCAUCGAGCCCUUGAAGCAGUUUUAUGCGAAACAAGGCGUACUACACACCGUUGAUGGCGAGACUAGUGAUAUCAUCUUCCCAAAGCUUCUCAAGCUCAUCAGAGACAACUUCUCCUAGAUUAGACAUUAUUAUUAUUAUACCUUUAUAUACAUCGAAACCUAUGCCAGCCACGAUAUGACCUUCUUGAUCAGUUC
Williopsis jadinii is the source of this 857-nucleotide messenger RNA. It is a transcript of the gene ADK2, whose product is annotated as adenylate kinase ADK2. The transcript has a single exon. Lineage: Eukaryota; Fungi; Ascomycota; Saccharomycetes; Phaffomycetales; Wickerhamomycetaceae. Gene Ontology annotation, cellular component: mitochondrion; cytoplasm. The coding region runs from base 115 to 780 and encodes 221 amino acids. Gene Ontology annotation, molecular function: ATP binding; AMP kinase activity. The record is from RefSeq and is a predicted model, not a curated record. Gene Ontology annotation, biological process: nucleobase-containing compound metabolic process.